AUGUCAUUUAUUGAAGGUAUUGGCGAUGAUCUUCUCCAUGCGUUUUGUUUCAUUCUAUUUAUCGGUAUUGUAUCAUUUGCGUGGCUUUCAUCACAUGUGAAUUAUAUUCAUUUACCUACUACAUUAUUUAUUAUAGAACGACGAAUACAUCGUAGAAAUGAAGAACAACAAUUAGAAAUAAACAAUUCAGUUUCAUCAACAAAUGAACCAAUAAUAUCAUCAUCAUCAUCUGUUAAUGAAACAUUAAUAGAACAUGAAUCAGAUAUUGAAUCAAAUGAAAAUGAUGAAUUAAUGAACGAACAAAUAUCAAUAUCAACAGAAUCAAAUACUAAUCAAAUACAACAAUAUCAAUCGAAUAAUAUAAUAAAUUCUAAUGAAAUAAUUUCUCAGAUAACAACUAUUGAAGAAGAAGAAGAAGAAGAUCAAUCAUUAAGAAUUACUAUUAAAUUUCUUAAUGAUACUCAAAAAUCAAUAAUAGCUAAUCCAAAUGAUACAAUUUCGAAAAUUAAAAGAUUAUAUUUUGCUGAUGAAUUAACAAAUAAUAAAAUCGUUCGAUUUAUUUAUCAAGGUCGUGAAUUACAAGAUAAUGAAACUCUUCGUACAUGUAAUAUACGUGAUCAAACUAUAAUACAUUGUCAAAUAAGUACACGACGACUUUCAACAAUUAAUCGAGUUAAUAAUGAUAUAUCAACAACACAUAGAAAUAUGAAUACUUUUGAUACAUUAUCAUUUAUUGAUACAUCACCAAUUUAUAUUUCACCAUAUUUUAUAUUUUUUAUAACAUUAAUUCUUGGAUCUGUUUGGUAUUUACGUAUUAAAUAUCGUCUAUUAUUUACACCUAUAUCAACAAUUAUUCUUUUAUUAAUAACAAUUAUACUUUUAAUAUUUACAUGUGGAAUUUUAUUAACAACACGUCGACAAAUAUCAAAUAUAAGAAUUCCAACACAUUUACAUCAUGUUCAUUUAGAUUGA
Molecule: messenger RNA, 972 nt
Organism: Rotaria sordida
Lineage: Eukaryota; Metazoa; Rotifera; Eurotatoria; Philodinida; Philodinidae
Source: the annotation of a GenBank genome assembly